GUCACGGAGCGCCAACGACAGACGAGACUGUGAGAGUGAACGAUUUCCGGCUAAGCACUACGCUACAAUAGUGCGACUAAAAAAAGAGCAGUGGUUCCCAGUGAAGCAUGAGUUUUUCUUUUCCGACCUUUGGUGAUUUUCUUUGUUCAGGUUGCGUGUGAUUUGAGGAAGGACAAUCAGGCCCUAUUAAACCUGGCGACUUGCUGGCACUUUGACGCAACCUUCAGAUAUUCUCAUUUGUGUGUCCCCUGCAAACCGAAGUAUUAACGAUAAAUAUAUCUUGGAUGUGGCUAGGCUGGAAACUAAGUUUCACCACGUAUGCGUGUAGAACAAGACUUGUCUGACUUCAUAAAUUAACAAAAACAACACCUAUUAUCAACGACGGUUGUAAUAUAUGUUCAGAUAUGAAGAUUUCUGUUAAAAAUCCGACCGAUGACCAAUAUUUUGCUGUAACAGUAAUCAGUCAUUAUGUUUGUCCAGUUCAAUAACCAGAAGAAAAGUAAAUUUAUCAACUGGAGACCGUACAUGUACAUUUGGAUUAAACGCGUGUUUAUGUGAUCAGUGGAAGCUGGAAGUUCUGUUAUGUUAAGUUAAGUUUCCUAUUGGAUACUGUGCAGACUUAGUGUGGAUAUUUCAUGUAGGUGUGCUAACCUCAGAAGGAAUCAAGACAGGCAAUCCAUCCCAGCGCUAAACUGUGACGGAAAAAGCGAUAGGGUGUUGGUGCUUUUCCAAAGCAUGAAGAAGGUACGCUAGAGGCGAUGAGGGGACCUCCACUCGUUUAUGCCCAACUCCUGCCGAUACUACUUCAGCCUCCGUUUGUUACCAUGCAUAAACAACUAUGGAUGGUGACUGGGGUUCCGGCAAAUAAUGCUAACAGGGAGAAAAGCCAUAAAGAUGUGCCUACGAUUCAGGCCGUACACGGUUCGCAUGCAUAUCUGCCAUGCGAUAUCGAAGUGCCUCUCAGAGCUGACGAUAUGGGUGCGCGUGGAGAAGGAGCUCUUACUCUUAUUCUCUGGUAUCAUGGCGACGGGUACUCAAGAAGUGCUACACCAAUCUUCUCAGUGGAUGCUAUUGAUCAGCCACUCUCAAAAGCGACACUCACACCGUACGCUGAGUUCAUUAACCGCUCAUACUUUUAUGUACUUAUGCGUCCACCUGCGCUCAAAAUAGAGCCUGUCUUUGAAUCUGAUGCUGGCCAGUACCGCUGUCGGGCAGACUACAAAAAUAGGCCCUCACAAAACCGAUUUAUUCACUUAAACGUUGUUGUACCUCCCAGUGAAGUCCGUAUCCGAGAUCAGAAAGGCAAGACCCUAACAGGCUUUAUUGGUCCAUUUGACGAGGGUGCCUCACUAGUCGUCACCUGUGAAGCCAUCGAUGCAAAACCCCGCGCCCGCGUAUCGUGGUAUUCAGACGGGAAGCUGAUUCACGAUUCAGACGUACUAGUACCCAACCAUCCUCGCAGACUUGUUACUAACGAGCUUACCAUUAAGCGACUGGAUCGGAGUCACCUUCAUGCUACGUUCGUAUGUCAUGCUCAGAACGAAGACAAGAGUGAGCGGAAAGUCUCUCGUGAAAAUAAUUAUCUAUCAGCUACGAUACCAACUACCCUACGAACAGCAAACAUUACCAUUGAUAUGAAUCUUCCACCACUGGAAAUACGGAUCAAUCGGAUUCGCCAGCCUCUCUCAACAAAAAGGCGUACCGAAGCAACUUGCACAUCGGUGGGGGGAAGGCCACAUCCGCAAUUGACCUGGUGGAUUAACAACAAGAAGCUCAACGUGUUGAGAGAGAGCGGCGUUUUUGGGAACAACUUUACAACAAACACGGUAUCGUUUCUACCAACCGUGGACGAUGACAGAAAAUAUCUAUCAUGUCGCGCAGAAGGUAACCCGCUAUUACCGGAAACUCCGUUUGAGGAUAGUUUCCUCUUAAACGUUCAAUAUCCGCCCCAGUUGAAUCUAGUUCUAGGUAAACACAUGCUGAAUGCAACUUCAGUGCGUGAGGGAACUGACGUUUAUUUUGACUGCCAAGUUCGGGCUAAUCCUGCUGUUACCGAGGUGUUUUGGAAAUUUAAGGGGCUUGUCCUAGCCGCCCACGCCCGUCAAGGAAUCAUUAUGACGAAUCAGUCUCUAGUCCUCCAACAAAUCCGUCGCGAAAGCGCAGGCCAAUACCAGUGCGUAGCCGCGAAUUCUGAAGGCGAAAUCGAAAGCAACGAGCUAGAGCUGCGUGUACAUUUCGCGCCCGUAUGUCGUUCACGGCAAAACCUCGUUUAUGGUGUCGCCGUUGAUGAAGACGCUGACAUACCUUGCAAUGUUGACGCGGACCCCCCACCGACUAAAUACACCUGGACACUGAACACCACAAAUGUUGCGGACUUUGAUGAAAAAGCAUUUAGCUUUAAUCAUACGCGAUCGAUUGUUACCUAUCGGCCAAGAUUCGCAAAAUCAUUUGGUACAUUGUUUUGUUGGGCGACUAAUGAGGUCGGCAGUCAAGUUCAACCCUGUGCCUACCGCCUGAUACCAGCUAGCCCCCCGAGUUCAGUGGAGCAUUGCAUGGCAAGAAACCAGACGGACGACAUCGUACUGAUAAAGUGCAAACCUGGUGAUGCGGGCGGACUGCGGCAGACGUUUCACCUGGAAAUCUUCAAUGUCGCGGUUGAACAUCUCGAGUUGAACUUAACACGAACGGACACGCCAGUGUUCCAGGUACCGAACCUCAUUCCGAGCACCAAGUAUGUCUUCGUACUCUACGCUUCCAAUGCCAAAGGGCGUUCUAGUCCGAUUAGAUUGACUGUGACUACGCCAGCCUCGUCUAAAAAGCACUCGUCAGAAGGUACCGGGCUGUUCUCGAGUUUGCUGAAACUCGAACUCGUUCUGUUAUUGGCUGUCUUAGCAAUUGUCGUUUUAUUGAUUCUCAGCGUUACGGUUAUACUGCAGCGGCGGAGAACGAUUAAAGAUCACCAUCAAGGCAUGCAUAACCACCCAUCUUCGGCAAAUUUGAACGAUAAAAAUAGCGGGUCCUGUCGUAGCCUAAAGGCCCCAGUGGCUGAUGAUCUUCAGCUGACUCAGAUGAAGGGCAAUCACAACAACAGCAGGGACCCGCCGCAACAGCCGUGCAAACAGCACCUGCUUAGCAGCAAAAGCGGCAGUAUCGUGUCGAUGACGCUUCCGGACAAUAGCAAAGGUAACACAAUACAAAUGUAG
Varroa destructor (honeybee mite) is the source of this 3203-nucleotide messenger RNA. Its product is annotated as neural cell adhesion molecule 1-A-like. The record is from RefSeq and is a predicted model, not a curated record. Gene Ontology annotation, molecular function: protein binding. NCBI's taxonomy places the organism in Eukaryota, Metazoa, Arthropoda, Arachnida, Mesostigmata, Varroidae.